CCCCCCACCGCCCGCGUUCCUAUGGACAGACGCACAGACACCUGCAGGAAGGACACUGCUGAUCCUGUAACAUGGAGGAUUGCCUUCAUACUUCAUCUGAGAAUCUGUCCAAAUUGGUCAGCUGGGCCCACAGCCAUGGGACCAUUUGCAGCCUUAUUCCAAACCUGAAACACUUGCUUUCGGAAGGUUCCCAUGGGAACCUCACAGCAAUGUGGGGCUGUAGUGCUGGCCAUGCUUAUCACUGGCCACUGACAGCUACUUGCAGAGCUGGGUCCCAAGAAAGGGUCUGUUUCCAGGAUAACAGAAGUUUUAACUCUGAUAGUCCCAGUAUAAUUGGAGUACCCUCUGAGACACAAACUAGCCCUGUUGAAAGGUAUCCUGGGAGACCCGUGAAAGCGAAGCUAGACUGUAAUCGGACCAGAGACUCUUGUGACUUCUCUUAUUGCAGUGAACCCUCUGAACUGGAUGAAGCUGUAGAAGAAUAUGAAGAUGAAAACACCCUGUUUGACAUGGUUUGUGAGUCUUCUGUUACAGACGAGGAUAGUGACUUUGAACCCCAAACCCAAAGGCCUCAAAGCAUUGCUCGAAAAAGGCCUGGAAUAGUCCCAUCUUCUCUCCAUUCCAGCUCUCAAGCUCAAAUGGUUGAUGAAUGCAGCAAUGAUGUCAUCAUUAAGAAAAUCAAACAAGAGAUUCCUGAAGAUUAUUACAUUGUGGCGAAUGCAGAGCUGACUGGAGGGGUAGAUGGACCAGCCCUUUCAUUGACACAGAUGGCAAAACCCAAGCCUCAGACUCAUGCUGGUCCCUCCUGCAUAGGGUCUGCUAAGCUGAUUCCCCAUGUGACAUCUGCCAUUGGCACAGAGCUAGACCCACAUGGUGUGUCUGCAUCCCCCUCUGUUAUGUCCAGACCAAUCGUCCAGAAGACUGCCAGGGUAUCUCUGGCUUCACCAAACAGAGGACCCCCUGGUGCCCAUGGUACCAGCCAGCAGGUGCCCAUGCAGAUGCCUGUGAGCACAUCCCAUCCUAACAAACAGAUCAGCAUCCCUUUGUCUGCACUGCAACUGCCUGGACAGGAUGACCAAGUUGCUUCUGAAGAGUUCCUGCCCCAUCUGCCCAGCCAGGUUUCCUCCUGUGAGGUAGCUCUUUCUCCCUCAGUUAACACAGAGCCAGAAGUGAGUUCCAGUCAGCAGCAGCCCCCAGUCGCUCCAACCAUAACCACUGAGGCCACAGCACAGUGCAUACCAGACCAGGAUGAAAGAGCAGCUGAGCUCAGCAGGGAGCAGAAUGAGAAAACCAUCCGGAGCACGCAGACCGCGCUCCGCAAUUUCCCCUAUUCUACUAAGCUCAACAAAUUUCCUGUAUUUAAUAUUAAUGAUGACUUGAAUGAUCUGUGUACCAGUGCAGUGAGCCCAAACACUACCAAAGCCACGCGGUAUGCCUUGAACGUGUGGCGAUACUGGUGCGUGACCAACGGGCUCAAAGAUCACACGGACAUCACCAAGAUCCCUGCGGUGAAGUUGAAUGAGCUGCUCGAGAAUUUCUAUGUCACCGUUAAGAAGAGUGACGGCUCCGACUUCCUGGCCACCUCGCUGCACGCCAUUCGCCGCGGCCUGGACCGCAUCCUGAAGAAUGCAGGCGUGGGCUUCUCCAUCACCAGCAGCACCUUCAGUUCUUCCACCAAGAAACUCAAGGAGAAGCUGUGGGUGCUGAGUAAGGCAGGGAUGUCAGGUGCUCGUUCUCGCAAUAUUGUCUACUUCUCUCUUUCCGAUGAGGAGGAGAUGUGGCAGGCAGGGUGUCUGGGGGAUGACAGCCCUAUCACUCUGCUGUCCACCGUGGUCAAGUACAACAGCCAGUACCUGAACAUGCGGACGCUGCAGGAACAUGCAGAUCUGAUGUACGGUGACAUUGAGCUGCUCAAAGACCCCCAGAACCAGCCCUAUUUUGCCCGGACAGACAGUGUCAAACGGGAGAGCCGGAGUGGUUCCACCAGAGUAUGCCACGGGAAAAUCUACCACGAGCAUUCCAGGGGCCACAAGCAGUGCCCUUACUGCCUCCUCUACAAGUACAUGUACAUCCACCGGCCGCCCACGCAAAUGGAGGCCAAGUCCCCGUUCUACCUUACGGCCAGAAAGGAGGCCACAGACACGGGCAGUGUGUGGUACGAGGAGCAGAGGAUGGGCCUGCGGUCUCUUCGGGGGAUCGUUCCCAACUUAGCCAAGAAGGUCAAGCUGGAAAACUGUGAGAACUUCACCUUUGUCUCAUUUACUCAGGUCUCCAGGAGGCUCGGCUCCCACAGUUGCUGUCAGUGAGUCUCCCCUGGGCCCAGGCCACUGCCCUGCUCACCCCGAGGGGCAAGAGUUCCCUCAGGUAAGCUGGGCCAGAGCUCUGAGGUGGCAGCCAGUGACGGCGACCUCAAGGUCAGGCUGGUCUCUGGCAGGGUGACCUGCUAUUUCUUCAACUUUGGGUGUGUUUUUGUAACUGAAAGUAGAGGAGUCUGAAUGGUUAGGGUAUUUUAUCCAAACGUGUGUCACCUUUGUUAAAUUAUAGAAUCUAACACCAUGUAU
Messenger RNA from Enhydra lutris kenyoni (northern sea otter), 2561 nucleotides. Its product is annotated as KIAA1958 ortholog. Bases 72 to 2306 code for a protein of 744 amino acids. NCBI's taxonomy places the organism in Eukaryota, Metazoa, Chordata, Mammalia, Carnivora, Mustelidae. The record is from RefSeq and is a predicted model, not a curated record. The transcript has 5 exons.